AUGUUGUUCUCAGACUCGAACCGUCGCACAUCGUUACGUUCUGCGGGGCCCUUGCCCGGCGAUGAUAUCCCGAACGUCGACUCUUCUUCCGACGCUCCACCUCCUGCGACCGCGAAGCCCGAGGCCAAGAAGAAUUCGUCCGCCGCUCCGACGAAGCGCGCAGCGCCAUCGGAACCGUCGUCCACGUCCGCCAAACGCUCCAAGGCGACGUCUUCCACGGCCGAACCUGAUCACCCCAACGACCCGCCACGCCGUUCGCCCCUGUUCGCCCUUGUUAAGAUGGCGAACGGCGUGGCGAGAGGCAAGGACGGUCGUGAUCUUCACACUGGUGUUGCCGACCUCUUAGACCAUUGCGAGAUCAAGGGUGUCGAAGAGAAACUCACCAUGGCUUCCGCCCUCGCCCACUUGUGCGACAAGAUUCAUACACUCAAACACGACUUGAAGGCCAAGGAAGACCUCUACGAAGGCCGACUCCUCGCGCAAGAGGUGAUACUCGAGGGCGCGGAAGCGACAAACGUUCAACUGCGGGCGAAGCUCCAGCGGGAGGAGGAGGAGACAGCCAAGGCGCGCGCUGAGACAGCCGAUGAGCGCGCUCAGGUGGCUACGGAGCGCGGAGAGGUGACCAGGGAGCGCCAGAACGUCAAGACGGAGCGUGACGCUCACGACAACGCCUGCGAGGUCUUUCACAACGAACGUCUCCAGCGUAGGAAGCUGCAGGGCCUCCUGUCCCAAUUCCUGGUCCUGCACGACCAAACGUCCAUCGACAUGGGCACGUCCAAGGAGCUCGCUCGGGCCGCCGAGACACUGCUCAAGACCACCAUGGAUGCCGCUGCCCUUCCAACGUCGACCACACCACCCUCGCCGCCAUCCACGCCGGCCCUCUAG
Molecule: messenger RNA, 885 nt
Organism: Peniophora sp. CBMAI 1063
Lineage: Eukaryota; Fungi; Basidiomycota; Agaricomycetes; Russulales; Peniophoraceae
Source: the annotation of a GenBank genome assembly